AUGACAAAAAGGACACCUUGUGAAGAGUUUGAAGUUUGCUUUGGUGAGGAUAAUGUUUACCGGGACAAGUAUCGAUCCAUUGAUCCAUCGAGCGAGUGCGACUUGUCUCUCCCUUGCGCCCCAACUCUCAGGCCAUGCGACCACCCUGUUCCUCCGCCAGCGCCCUCUCCAGAGAGGAUUUCUUUUUCAUCAUCGCCGCUUUCUCUCUCUGUUUUUCCACCCAUGUCUGCCGACGCCCACGCCGCUAAUUAUAUAAAUCCCAAGGGACUCCUCUGCAAUGCCGCCGCCGGUGCUUCCGCGGGGGUUAUUGCUGCUACAUUUGUGUGUCCUUUAGAUGUCAUCAAAACUAGGUUUCAGGUUCAUGGUGUCCCGCAGCUCGCCAAUGGAAGUGUUAAAGGCAGCAUAAUAGUUGCUAGUUUGGAGCAAAUUUUUCGCAAGGAGGGGUUACGUGGCAUGUACCGAGGGCUUGCGCCCACUGUGCUGGCUUUACUUCCAAAUUGGGCGGUUUAUUUUAGUGUAUACGAGCAGUUUAAGAGCCUUCUUCAUUCUGAUGAUGAAAGCCAUCAUCUUUCGAUUGGAUCUAAUAUGAUAGCUGCUUCUGGUGCUGGAGCUGCAACUACCAUGUUCACAAAUCCCUUAUGGGUUGUCAAGACUAGACUCCAAACUCAAGGAAUGAGAUCUGGUGUUGUGCCAUAUAGGGGCACACUAUCUGCAUUGAGGAGAAUUGCCCAUGAGGAGGGCAUUCGGGGUCUGUACAGUGGCCUUGUUCCUGCUUUGGCCGGUGUCAGUCAUGUUGCCAUCCAAUUUCCGACAUACGAAACAAUAAAAUUUUAUCUGGCAAAUCAAGAUGACGCAGCAAUGGAUAAACUUGGUGCACGUGAUGUUGCGAUUGCAUCAUCAGUUUCCAAAAUUUUUGCAUCCACAUUGACUUAUCCUCAUGAGGUCGUACGGUCCAGACUGCAAGAACAAGGGCAUCAUUCAGAGAAACGGUACUCUGGUGUGAUUGACUGUAUUAGAAAGGUUUUUCAACAAGAAGGCAUAUCGGGUUUUUACAGAGGUUGUGCCACCAACCUUCUGAGGACAACGCCAGCUGCUGUAAUCACAUUCACCAGCUUUGAAAUGAUUCACCGAUUCCUUGUUUCUCUUUUUCCAUCUGAUUCACAGCCUCAUAUUUUGUGA
Molecule: messenger RNA, 1179 nt
Organism: Sphenostylis stenocarpa
Lineage: Eukaryota; Viridiplantae; Streptophyta; Magnoliopsida; Fabales; Fabaceae
Source: the annotation of a GenBank genome assembly